Messenger RNA from Clupea harengus (Atlantic herring), 837 nucleotides. RefSeq names its product gastrula zinc finger protein XlCGF7.1-like. Lineage: Eukaryota; Metazoa; Chordata; Actinopteri; Clupeiformes; Clupeidae. The record is from RefSeq and is a predicted model, not a curated record.
ACUGGCACUCAGUGUGGCAGGAGCUUUGCUCGAGAGGGACAUCUCAAACUACAUCAUCUCAUUCACACAGGAGAGAGGCCGUACAACUGCACUCAGUGUGGCAAGAGCUUCACUAGAGGGAAUCUCAAAAAACACCAGCGCAUUCACACAGGAGAGAAGCCGUACAACUGCACUCAGUGUGGCAAGAGCUUCACUCUAGAGGGGACUCUCAAAAAACACCAGCGCUUUCACACAGGAGAGAUGCCGUACAACUGCACUCAGUGUGGCAAGGGCUUUAAUCGAGAGGGACAUCUCCAAAAACACCAGCGCAUUCACACAGGAGAGAGGCCGUACAACUGCACUCAGUGUGGCAAGAGCUUUAAUCGAGAGGAUAGUCUGAAACGACACAUGCGUCAACACACGGGGGAGAGACCGUAUCACUGCUCUCAGUGUGGCAAGAGUUUCACUCAGCUGCGCAGCCUGAGGACUCACCAGAUCAUUCACACAGGAGAACGGAGGCACCAGUGUAUUCAGUGUGGCAAGAGUUUCACUCAAGAGGGGACUCUCAAAAAACACCAGUGCUUUCACACAGGAGAGAAGCCGUACCAAUGCACUCAGUGUGGCAAGAGCUUUAAUCGAGAGGGGAAUCUCAAAAAACACAAGCGCAUUCACGAGUUUACAUUCACAAGUUCAUAUUCACACACAUUAACAUGAGUUAAUCACACACAGGCAACUGUUAAGAUGGUUCCCUAUGCUAGAGAUAGCUAGCGGUAGGAUAAUUAAUAGCCAGGUUAACUAUGUUUAAGACACACACACACACACGCACACACAUACUUACUUUCUCCACUGUUUGUUUAA